Molecule: messenger RNA, 462 nt
Organism: Abrus precatorius (Indian licorice)
Lineage: Eukaryota; Viridiplantae; Streptophyta; Magnoliopsida; Fabales; Fabaceae
Product: 18.1 kDa class I heat shock protein-like
Exons: 1
Coding region: 1-462 (153 amino acids)
Biological process (GO): response to hydrogen peroxide; protein folding; protein complex oligomerization
Source: RefSeq, a predicted model, not a curated record
AUGGCGAGUGUGGUCCCCACAACCCCAACAACCUCCAUCCACGUCCCUGGAAGGAUCACCUUCGGCACCUCCCCUGAUAUCCCAGCAAAGAUCCCCUCCCCUCAUCCUAUCGGAGCUGUCUCCUUCUCUAUCUUUGUCAUUGACUGGAAGGAAACUCCCACUCACCAUGUCUUCAAAAUGGACGUUCCUGGACUCAAGAAGCACCAACUCAAAGUUCAGAUCGAAGACGGAAGAGUCCUCCGCAUCUGCGGCGAGAAGAAACCCGACCCCCGUCAAGACACCGACACGUGGCACUGUUACGAGCGCUGCCCCGGCAAGUGUGACCGCGACUUCACUCUCCCUACCAAAGUCAAUGUAGAUGACAUUAAGGCUGCAAUGGAGGACGGGGUUCUCACCGUUACUGUGCCCAAGGUUGAGUCCCAUGAGAAGACUGUUAUCAAGGCCAUCGACAUUGCUGCCUGA